Messenger RNA from Hyposmocoma kahamanoa, 614 nucleotides. Its product is annotated as glutamine synthetase 2 cytoplasmic-like. The record is from RefSeq and is a predicted model, not a curated record. Gene Ontology annotation, molecular function: glutamine synthetase activity. The transcript has 4 exons. The coding region runs from base 33 to 614 and encodes 193 amino acids. NCBI's taxonomy places the organism in Eukaryota, Metazoa, Arthropoda, Insecta, Lepidoptera, Cosmopterigidae. Gene Ontology annotation, cellular component: cytoplasm.
CUAAAAUUUCGAAAAUUCUUCUUAUUGUAUGUAUGGCGACGUAUCACCAUCCAGAAGGUUUACCCGGUAUGAAUACAGUACCAAUAGCACUGCACAAGGCUUCUAUGCGCAAAUAUGAGGACUUAGAGGUCCCUUGCGCAGCAGUUCUGGCCGCUUUUGUGUGGGUCGACGGCAGUGGUAUCAAUCUCCGCUCCAAAGACAGGACUUUCGAUUUUGUUCCUAAAGUACAUAAAGACCUGCCGAUCUGGUACUUUGAUGGCUUCAAUACGGAUCAAGCCACGAAUGACAAUGCAGAUACGUUUUUGUUUCCGCAAGUGAUAUAUCAUUGUCCGUUUAGACGUGGCAGCCAUAUUUUGGUUUUGGCGGAUACCUAUCAAUACAAUUAUCAGCCUACAACAACAAAUUACCGCAAGGCCUGCACAGAAGUUUGUGAGCGAGGUGAAGUAGAAGAGCCAUGGUUUGGUUUCAACCAGGAGUUCUGCCUCUGCACUACUGAUGGACGGCCUCUAGGCUGGCCGCCGGGAGGCUUCCCUGCUCCGCCUGGACCUUACUAUUGCGCUGUUGGCGCUAAUAAGAUUGUUGCAAGGGACCUAAUGGAGGCUUUUUACAGGUAG